GAGCUCACCCUGUAGCGUGUGUUGUGAUGCGAGGAGAUGAUGCGUAGUUUCGAUGUUUUCGUUUCCUUGGGCUUGUCUCGUUGCCUGGGACUGCUCAGUGCGGGGUUCGUUGUUGGAGGAUUCUGAGCUUUUCGAGACGUUUGAGACGUCGUUCUGUUCUGCAUGUUUUUGAUGUCAUUGAUGCCUGAUUUGGGGGUUGAGAGUAGUGGGGGGUUUUAGCUAGAUUCCGCGAGUGGUUUGUGUAUGGUGUAGUGCUUGUAAGUUGAUGUAGCUGCAAUGUUGAGGGUUUCGAUAGUCUGGUAUCAUGCGACGUUCGUUGUGAGACAAACCUUUUUGUGUGGAGAGGUUUGUGGGAUGUUUACGAACUACUGUUUGUAGGAGGCUUGAAACAAUGUUUGGCGCAUUGGAUGUGCAGGUGCACUCUGUUUGAGUUGGAGUUGUGGCGAUCGUAGGGUGACGAAUGUGGAAGACAUUAUGGAGUGAUUGUUCUGGUGCUAGAAGGUUUUCUCAGCUCGAACCUCCUAGGUGAAUUCUAUCUGUUCAGACGUUCUUCGGGACUUCCUACUCUUACAUGAUCGGGAAGCCGUAACUAGGCCAUAAACAUUGUGGGGAUCGUUUGCUUUGCGGACAUUGGAGAUUAAUACAUUGAUGAGAGGCAAAUCGUUUGAUGCCAUUGAGAAGGAUUGCUGGAAUGGGAGGUGCAAGGCACAGUAGUCAUGACCCAUUUCACACUUUGGUCCACAUGCGGACUUAGUUACCUAUCACCAGAGACCGAAUAUUUGUCGGUUUUCAGAGUGCAUUACGUUGCAUGCAGCUACUGGGAUAGUAUCACGUAGUUCCUUUGCAGGUUUGUGUUAAAUCAGUGUAAUCGUCAACGAUCAAUUGGAGUAGAGAAUCAUCCAGGCGCACUCUAGCGGGAUGAAGGAAGUCGAGCUCGCAUAGAUUGGGCCUGGAUUUUGGGGAACGAGGUCAAGCACGUCAGGGUGCAGAGAACCCUGUAGUGUUUAGAUUGCAUCCCGGAGCUCUGAGUACUUUAGGUGCACCUCCUCCCGGGUUUUGAGUUAAUAAAAGGGUGGCUGCCAGCAUUCUCAAAUAUUCGGGAGCCACAAGUGGAGAUGAUAGCAUAAGGUUCACCUAGAAAUUUGGGCAUACAUGUUAUUCCAUCAAUUGAAAUAGCGAUGCGAUGUGCCUGAAGCAUCUGCUGCCGGCUUAGAAUUUGAGCGUGUGGGUGUGCAAAAUUUCCUAGCUCGAGAGUUUGGGAAUAUUUACGACCUAAGUAUGUUGCUCCACUUCCGGGACCCAGCCAAGCUGAGAACACAAAAGGUUGUGUACGAAGAAACCUUCUAUGCACGAGAUUCUGGCACUUUGGAGCAGCUGAGGGAGCUCAGCACCAGGCGGGAAGCCAUUCAAAAUUCCAUCGAUGGAAGUUGCAGAAUUACUCCUGCCAUUGCAAGGGAGAUGGCAGGGGGUAUCACUUCUCCAGUUUUGCAGGACUUACAGAAGAUUGAGCGGUACCUUCCAUUGCUUGAAAAUCUGGUUAAUUUUCUGGAAACGAAAAAGACAGAUUACAACGUAGUGCAGUGGAUGUCUGGGUUAGCAAUUCGUUGGACGAGCCCCUUGAGUAGAUUAAGUCGUAGAGGUGCGAAGGGGCAGCGGGAUUUUCAAGUGGAUGAUAUGCGCUAUGAACUGGGAAUGACCCUUAAUUUGUACGGGGCGCUGCUAAGAGAGCGUGCUUUAGAGGUGCUGCGUACAGACAAGGCGGAGGCAGCUACCCUGUUCAGGAGAGCGUCAGGAGUCUACUUGCACUUGACGAAGAAUGUAUUGCCUCCAUUGGAAGCCUCGCUGACUCCAGAGAGCUGCCCCGAGGUCAGAGCAUCGCUGGCGUCCAUCAUGAGCAUUAUCUGCCUGGCUGAAGCACAGGCAGUGACAGCCAUGAAAGCAGAGGAGAAGGCCUCCAGCGAGAGUCUGCUAGCAAAGCUUCACUACGGGGUGGUGCAAUUCCUGGAGGAAGCUAAGACACUGCUUGAAGAAAGCAAAUGCGACUUAAAUGACCUCACCGGCAAGCUAAUGAAAUUUAUCAGGAUGUGUAGCGUACUCCACGAAUCACGAAGUCAGAGGUAUAUUGCAGCUGAAUAUUCUAAGAUCGAACGAUUCGGCGUAGCGGUUGGAGUGCUGCGUUAUUCCCUGAAGAGAGUGCUACCUCUCCGACCAGGUCAUGAAUGGAGUUCUUACAGAAAGUUUCUGCCCACAUUGCUAUUUAAGCUGACCAGUUGUGUAGCUCCUGGACCGACUUCCGACGAUACGUGGAAUCACAUAUUUCAACGGGAGUUGGAUGAACUUCAAAAUAUGCUUCGAAAAUGCGAACAUGAGAACGAGUUUAUCUGGCAUGAGAAAAUUCCAUAUGUGGAUGAGCUGCCCACGCUGGAAGGAACAAGGAUUGUUCAACCUGUUCCCUACAAGUCCUUGGGGUUGGACCGCGAGUUUGUAUUUGUGAGGUGAGUUCAUCCUCUCAUCCCUCGUCACAUUGUGUAACCCAGCUGCCGAACCUGGGAAACGGAUAGAAUUCCUGACGUCCUCAAUUCACUUCUGCCCCGAGACCUUUGACUGUGCAUCCUAAGAGCCGUCCAUUGUGUUCUCUUUAACUUUUAUCUUACAAGCCUCCAUCAAUUCGGUGGCUUGGUAAGUAAAACAAGGCGGCAGGUCAAUUGUUACUUAAUCUGGCAAUCCAGAUCAAAUUUGGUUUUUGACAAGACAUGUGUAAUUUAGAAACGUAAAUAUAUUUUUUAAUUUUUUUGUUCACGAAUCGAAACAGAUAGUCUACUGCCGUUUCAUAGCUUUGUACUCCCAUUGACAACUUAAUCUCAAGAGCCUGUUUUUGGUAUCCCACUCAAACGCCCAGUAAUUGAUUUAAAUCCUAUCACCUGUUCAUCUAUUAUAUGAAAGCAUCCACUUACAUUCUUUUUUUGUACUCCAAGUGCAUAAGUCAUUAUGUAUCUUGAUUUACUUCUAUGUGAUAGGUCAGAAAUAAAGAUGUUAUUGGGACUGGUGUCA
Molecule: messenger RNA, 3051 nt
Organism: Physcomitrium patens
Lineage: Eukaryota; Viridiplantae; Streptophyta; Bryopsida; Funariales; Funariaceae
Source: RefSeq, a predicted model, not a curated record